Messenger RNA from Rasamsonia emersonii CBS 393.64, 723 nucleotides. RefSeq lists its product as uncharacterized. The coding region runs from base 1 to 723 and encodes 240 amino acids. NCBI's taxonomy places the organism in Eukaryota, Fungi, Ascomycota, Eurotiomycetes, Eurotiales, Trichocomaceae. The record is from RefSeq and is a predicted model, not a curated record. The transcript is spliced from 2 exons.
AUGCUGUGGCUGCCACAAGACAGACGAGUUGCACAGUAUUACAUGGGACCCGACUUUAACGAUGAAGCAUAUCAGUCCACUCUUCAGACAAAGCUCAGGAUCUCAGUUGGCUGUAAACCACUGAUCCAUGAAGUGAUGCACACCUCGUUAAUAAACGACGGCGAUCCUAUCAGGCUAUCCUUCUACGCCCAGAUCAGCGGUAAUGUGUCUGAGCAACUUGAAAUCGAGUACAGAUCUGCCAACAGAAUCGUUAUACUGGUGGGAUACGCGCAAGUCACAUAUGCUAUCGUUGACAGCACCGGCGCGCGACUGAAAGCGAACAUGGUAUGGCCUUACAGUGGCGACACCAAUUACAAGCAACUUGCACAACAAGCCUUCGAACGAUUUGCCCAAGCCAGCGCUGCAUACGACGAGAAAUUCCAGGCUCGAAUGAGACGUUGGGGCCGCAGACAGCGGCAAUGGGAAUGGUCGCUUUUCUUACUCGCUCGAGAGUACGCCAACCGUCUGAGAUGGCCUCGCGGUACAACCACCACGAUGAUCAUCAACGGCGAUUGUGAUACGGUUAUAUCGAAAUCAGUUGUCGACAGCACUGUUGCAGUCCCUCCAAUUGCACCUCGGAACAAUCCAAUGAGAUUUGCAACUGGACCCCCAGACAAGAUCCCUGCAGAUCUCGAAUCAGACAGUGAAGAACUAAGCGAAGAAUCGGAUAGAGACGCUGCUUGA